GUGCAACGUAGCUGGCGGCGGCGGCGGGCUGAUUCGGGGCUGCCUCCAGGAAGCGGGAGCACGGACUCCAGGGAGGCCCUUUUGCCCGUUCUGAGAUCCCAGGUGCAGCCCCGGAUGGAGGGACUGCGGCUCCCAGCCCCGUGAUGCUGGCCCCUGCAGGACCCGAGCACCGAGGCCCGAGGCCCCGGCGCGCCAUGCCGCUGCCCGCUCUGAGCCCACGGGCGCUCCCCAUGCUGCUGCCGCCGGCGCUGCUGCUGCUGGGGGGCAUCUGGGCGGCGGCGGGCUCGCCCCGGGCGGGCGGGAGCACGCCCCCCGCCUUCCGCACCUUCGUGGCCAGCGACUGGGGCCUCACCCACCUGGUGGUGCACGAGCAGACGGGCGAGGUGUACGUGGGCGCGGUCAACCGCAUCUACAAGCUGUCGGGGAACCUGACGCUGCUGCGCGCGCACGUGACGGGCCCGGUGGAGGACAACGAGAAGUGCUACCCGCCGCCCAGCGUGCAGUCGUGCCCGCACGGCCUGGGCAGCACCGACAACGUCAACAAGCUGCUGCUGCUGGACUACGCCGCCAACCGCCUGCUGGCCUGCGGCAGCGCGUCGCAGGGCAUCUGCCAGUUCCUGCGGCUGGACGACCUCUUCAAGCUGGGCGAGCCGCACCACCGCAAGGAGCACUACCUGUCCAGCGUGAGCGAGGCCGGCAGCAUGGCGGGCGUGCUGAUCGCCGGGCCCCCGGGCCAGGGCCAGGCCAAGCUCUUCGUGGGCACGCCCAUCGACGGCAAGUCCGAGUACUUCCCCACGCUGUCCAGCCGCCGGCUCAUGGCCAACGAGGAGGACGCCGACAUGUUCGGCUUCGUGUACCAAGACGAGUUCGUGUCCUCGCAGCUCAAGAUCCCGUCGGACACGCUGUCCAAGUUCCCCGCCUUCGACAUCUACUACGUGUACAGCUUCCGCAGCGAGCAGUUCGUCUACUACCUCACCCUGCAGCUCGACACCCAGCUGACGUCGCCGGACGCGGCCGGCGAGCACUUCUUCACCUCCAAGAUCGUGCGGCUGUGCGUGGAGGACCCCAAGUUCUACUCGUACGUCGAGUUCCCCAUCGGCUGCGAGCAGGCGGGCGUGGAGUACCGCCUGGUGCAGGACGCCUACCUGAGCCGGCCCGGCCGCGCCCUGGCGCGCCAGCUGGGCCUGGCGGAGGACGAGGACGUGCUGUUCACCGUGUUCGCGCAGGGCCAGAAGAACCGCGUGAAGCCCCCCAAGGAGUCGGCGCUCUGCCUCUUCACGCUGCGGGCCAUCAAGGAGAAGAUCAAGGAGCGCAUCCAGUCCUGCUACCGCGGCGAGGGCAAGCUCUCUCUGCCCUGGCUGCUCAACAAGGAGCUGGGCUGCAUCAACUCGCCCCUGCAGAUUGACGACGACUUCUGUGGCCAGGACUUCAACCAGCCUCUGGGGGGCACGGUCACCAUCGAGGGCACACCCCUGUUUGUGGACAAGGACGACGGCCUGACCGCCGUGGCGGCCUACGACUACCGGGGCCGCACGGUGGUGUUCGCUGGGACACGCAGUGGCCGCAUCCGCAAGAUCCUGGUGGACCUCGCGAACCCUGGUGGCCGGCCCGCCCUGGCCUACGAGAGCGUGGUGGCCCAGGAGGGCAGCCCCAUCCUGCGCGACCUGGUCCUCAGCCCCAACCGCCAGUACCUCUACGCCAUGACGGAGAAGCAGGUGACACGGGUGCCCGUGGAGAGCUGUGUGCAGUACACGUCCUGCGAGCUGUGCCUGGGCUCUCGGGACCCCCACUGCGGCUGGUGUGUCCUGCACAGCAUCUGCUCGAGGCAGGACGCCUGUGAGCGCGCCGAGGAGCCCCAGCGCUUCGCCUCCGACCUGCUGCAGUGCGUGCGGCUGGCCGUGCAGCCCCGCAACGUGUCCGUCACCAUGUCCCAGGUGCCGCUCGUGCUGCAGGCCUGGAACGUGCCCGACCUCUCGGCCGGCGUCAACUGCUCCUUCGAGGACUUCACGGAGUCGGAGAGCGUCCUGGAGGACGGCCGCAUCCACUGCCGCUCGCCCUCCGCCCGGGAGGUGGCUCCUAUCACGCGGGGCCAGGGAGACCAGCGGGUGGUGAAGCUCUACCUGAAGUCCAAGGAGACUGGGAAGAAGUUUGCGUCCGUGGACUUCGUCUUCUACAACUGCAGCGUCCACCAGUCCUGCCUGUCGUGCGUCAACGGCUCCUUCCCCUGCCAUUGGUGCAAGUACCGCCACGUUUGCACGCACAACGCUGCCGACUGCGCCUUUCUGGAGGGCCGUGUCAACGUGUCUGAGGACUGCCCGCAGAUCCUGCCCUCCACCCAGAUCUACGUGCCGGUAGGCGUGGUAAAGCCCAUCACCCUGGCCGCCCGGAACCUGCCGCAGCCACAGUCGGGCCAGCGUGGGUAUGAGUGCCUUUUCCACAUCCCGGGCAGCCCGGCCCGCGUCACCGCCCUGCGCUUCAACAGCUCCAGCCUGCAGUGCCAGAAUUCCUCGUACUCCUACGAGGGCAACGACAUCAGCGACCUGCCUGUGAACCUGUCUGUCGUGUGGAAUGGCAACUUCGUCAUCGACAACCCCCAGAACAUCCAGGCCCACCUCUACAAGUGCCCAGCCCUGCGCGAGAGCUGCGGCCUCUGCCUCAAGGCCGACCCGCGCUUCGAGUGCGGCUGGUGCGUGGCCGAGCGCCGCUGCUCCCUGCGCCACCACUGCCCAGCUGACGUGCCUGCGGCCUGGAUGCACGCUCGCCACGGCAGCAGUCGCUGCGCGGACCCCAAGAUCCUCAAGCUGUCCCCGGAGACGGGCCCCAGGCAAGGAGGGACGCGUCUCACCAUCACGGGCGAGAACCUGGGCCUCCGGUUUGAGGACGUGCGGCUGGGCGUGCGCGUGGGCAAGGUGCUGUGCAGCCCCGUGGAGAGCGAGUACAUCAGCGCCGAGCAGAUUGUCUGUGAGAUCGGGGACGCCAGCACCGUGCGGUCCCAUGAUGCCCUGGUGGAGGUGUGCGUGAGGGACUGCUCUCCCCACUACCGGGCCCUGUCGCCCAAACGCUUCACCUUUGUGACACCAACUUUCUACCGUGUGAGUCCCUCCCGUGGCCCUCUGUCAGGGGGCACCUGGAUUGGCAUUGAGGGGAGCCACCUGAACGCGGGCAGUGACGUCGCUGUGUCCAUCGGUGGCCGGCCCUGUUCCUUCUCCUGGAGGAACUCCCGGGAGAUCCGGUGCCUGACACCCCCCGGGCAGAGCCCGGGCAGCGCCCCCAUCGUCAUCAACAUCAACCGUGCCCAGCUCGCCAACCCCGAGGUGAAGUACAACUACACCGAGGACCCCACCAUCCUGAGGAUCGACCCCGAGUGGAGCAUCAACAGCGGUGGAACCCUCCUGACGGUCACCGGCACCAAUCUGGCCACCGUUCGCGAGCCCCGCAUCCGGGCCAAGUAUGGAGGCGUGGAGAGGGAGAACAGCUGCAUGGUGUACAACGACACCACCAUGGUGUGCCGGGCGCCGUCUGUGGACAACCCGACGCGUAGUCCCCCGGAGCUGGGGGAGCGGCCGGACGAGCUGGGCUUCGUCAUGGACAACGUGCGUGCGCUGCUGGUGCUCAACUCCACCUCCUUCGUCUACUACCCCGACCCCGUGCUGGAGCCCCUCAGCCCCACCGGCCUGCUGGAGCUGAAGCCCAGCUCCCCGCUCAUCCUCAAGGGCCGGAACCUGCUGCCGCCGGCGCCUGGCAACUCGCGGCUCAACUACACGGUGCUCAUCGGCUCCACGCCCUGCGUCCUCACCGUGUCGGAGACACAGCUGCUGUGCGAGUCGCCCAACCUCACGGGGCAGCACAAGGUCACGGUGCGGGCGGGCGGCUUCGAGUUCUCCCCGGGGAUGCUGCAGGUCUACUCGGACAGCCUACUGACGCUGCCCGCCAUCGUGGGCAUCGGAGGGGGCGGCGGCCUCCUGCUGCUGGUCAUCGUGGCCGUGCUCAUCGCCUACAAGCGCAAGUCUCGCGAUGCCGACCGGACGCUCAAACGGCUGCAGCUGCAGAUGGACAACCUGGAGUCGCGCGUGGCCCUGGAGUGCAAGGAAGCCUUUGCAGAGCUGCAGACGGACAUCCAUGAGCUGACCAACGACCUGGACGGCGCCGGCAUCCCGUUCCUGGACUACCGCACCUACGCCAUGCGGGUGCUCUUCCCGGGCAUCGAGGACCACCCUGUGCUCAAGGAGAUGGAGGUGCAGGCCAACGUGGAGAAGUCGCUGACGCUGUUCGGGCAGCUGCUGACCAAGAAGCACUUCCUGCUGACCUUCAUCCGCACGCUGGAGGCCCAGCGCAGCUUCUCCAUGCGCGACCGCGGGAACGUGGCCUCGCUCAUCAUGACGGCCCUGCAGGGCGAGAUGGAGUACGCGACUGGGGUCCUCAAGCAGCUGCUGUCCGACCUCAUCGAGAAGAACCUGGAGAGCAAGAACCACCCCAAGCUGCUGCUGCGCCGGACUGAGUCAGUGGCCGAGAAGAUGCUGACCAACUGGUUCACCUUCCUCUUGUACAAGUUCCUCAAGGAGUGCGCCGGGGAGCCCCUGUUCAUGCUGUACUGCGCCAUCAAGCAGCAGAUGGAGAAGGGUCCCAUCGACGCCAUCACGGGCGAGGCCCGCUACUCGCUGAGCGAGGACAAGCUCAUCCGCCAGCAGAUCGACUACAAGACGCUGACCCUGAACUGCGUGAACCCUGAGAACGAGAACGCGCCCGAGGUGCCGGUGAAGGGACUCAACUGCGACACCGUGACGCAGGUCAAGGAGAAACUGCUGGACGCUGUGUACAAGGGGGUGCCCUACUCCCAGAGGCCCAAGGCCGGGGACAUGGACCUCGAGUGGCGCCAGGGCCGCAUGGCGCGCAUCAUCCUGCAGGACGAGGACGUCACCACCAAGAUCGACAACGACUGGAAGAGGCUGAACACGCUGGCCCACUACCAGGUGACGGACGGGUCGUCGGUGGCGCUGGUACCCAAGCAGACCUCUGCCUACAACAUCUCCAACUCCUCCACCUUCACCAAGUCCCUCAGCAGAUAUGGCCUGGUCCCCGCAGAGAGCAUGCUGCGCACGGCCAGCAGCCCCGACAGCCUGCGCUCCCGCACGCCCAUGAUCACGCCCGACCUGGAGAGCGGCACCAAGCUGUGGCACCUGGUGAAGAACCACGACCACCUGGACCAGCGCGAGGGCGACCGGGGCAGCAAGAUGGUCUCUGAGAUCUACCUGACGCGGCUGCUGGCCACCAAGGGCACGCUGCAGAAGUUCGUGGACGACCUGUUCGAGACCAUCUUCAGCACCGCGCACCGCGGCUCCGCCCUGCCACUGGCCAUCAAGUACAUGUUUGAUUUCCUGGACGAGCAGGCGGACAAGCACCAGAUCCACGACGCGGACGUGCGCCACACCUGGAAGAGCAACUGCCUGCCCCUGCGCUUCUGGGUGAACGUGAUCAAGAACCCGCAGUUCGUGUUCGACAUCCACAAGAACAGCAUCACGGACGCCUGCCUGUCGGUGGUGGCUCAGACCUUCAUGGACUCCUGCUCCACCUCCGAGCACAAGCUGGGCAAGGACUCGCCCUCCAACAAGCUGCUGUACGCCAAGGACAUCCCCAACUACAAGAGCUGGGUGGAGAGGUACUACGCCGACAUCGCCAAGAUGCCCGCCAUCAGCGACCAGGACAUGAGCGCGUACCUGGCGGAGCAGUCGCGGCUGCACCUGAGCCAGUUCAACAGCAUGAGCGCCCUGCACGAGAUCUACUCCUACAUCACCAAGUACAAGGACGAGAUCCUGGCGGCCCUGGAGAAAGACGAGCAGGCGCGACGGCAGCGGCUGCGGAGCAAGCUGGAGCAGGUGGUGGACACGAUGGCCCUGAGCAGCUGAGCCCUGGCUGGUGACCGGCCGCGGGAGGCGGUCGAGAGGGCGCUGGAGCGGGGACCCCAGGAGACAGCCUCGCCCGCCCCUGCGGAGCACCGGGCGUGGGCUGGGCACGUGGCCAGUGUCCUUCCAGCCUGGCCUGCCCCGCCUCCUGCUGCCCGGCAGGGUCCCAGUUUUUACGGGUGUGGAAGUGACGGUACCUGCCGCGCCACCUCUAUGUCCCGGGCUGCCCGCCCCGGGGCUGGGAGAGCACAGGCUGUCUGGCCCUGCCCAGGGACCCUGGCCACCUGGCACGAGCUGCCCGGUGGCCUUCGUGGAAGAAUGAGGUGGCCUCUGAGUGACCGCGGCCUAAGGCCAGGGCCAUCCAGGAUGAGGGGCAGCCGCCUGACCCGUCUUGCUUGAGGCCAGGAUGAGGGACGAGGGACGUGGACAGCGGCCUGCUGUCACUGGCGGGCAGAGUCCGAGGGUCCCCAGGGCCCAGCUGGCAGCCAGAGGAAGAGGCGGACACCGCGGCCUUCACGUCCAGCCCCCGCGCCCUCUGCACCACCGCCAUGCCAGAUUCACCGCGUGCUGUGCACGGCCGAGCCCGGAGUGCCACGUCCACCUGCCCGCAGAGGCCCGUCCCCUCCCAUGGAGGGGCGCCACGCCCAGCUUCCGAGUGACUGGCGGACGGACUGGUCAGCCCCCGUCCUCAGGGCUGUGCCCCUGGGAGCCGGGCUGGGGCUCCGGUCACAGAGCGCAUGUUCCCUUAUUUAUUCCCUCCUGUCCUGGUCGGCCUCCGGUGGCUGCCCCAGGUGGGCUCCCGAGGGCAGCGGGGGCCGCCUCCUCCCGGCCUCCUCUCCGCCUCCCGCCCCCAGCCCCCACCAAGCAGCUUUCCGACUGGCAUCUGGGCAGCGUCCGGCCCCUCCAGAGCAGGACAUCCGGGGACCGUGGUGACUUUGAAAGAAGAUCAAGAAAUCCUGUUGCACUCUGCUUGGGGGACAAGGGCCAGGGUCGGGCCCCUCUGGCCACCCGGCAGCCUGGAUCCGCUCAGGCUGUGUGCGAGCCCUGGACCAGAGGUGCCCGCGGGACUCAGGGUCAGCUGCUGCCCGCCCCUGCCCUCCGUGAGCGACAGAGAACAAAUUUUUAAUGCAAAAGACCCUGUACAUAUAUAUAUAUCUGUGUAUAUAUAUAUGUGGUUCUAGCCUCAGCCCCAGCCCCAGGGGGUGCUGUACAGUUCUUGGAAGAAGAAAUCGGAAAAGCGAUCUAGAAAAUCAGGGCAGUGGGGAGCGAUGCCAGGGGUGUGGCGGUGGCGGCUGAGCGUCCCCGGAAGGGGGCAGAACUGGGGGCCGCGCCCGGCCCUCUCCAGGGACCGUCUGUUUGCACUCCCGGAAAAAAGGACAGACCCGCUGCUGGUCCCCGAGAGCUUCCAGGGCGCAGGCCCGCGGAUUUGCAUGAUCGUGCUAGCGUUUAGUCUGAGUUGAUCUUUUCAAUCUGCAAGUGUUGAACAUAGAGGUGGUUAGGUCCUUUCUUUUGUUGUUUUUUUUUUUUUAAUUCUUAUUUUAUUUUUUAAAUGAAUUCGUCCCUUGGUAAAAAAGCAGACCAAGCGGCCCGUCCCGUUUUCCAGUCACUUUUUCGAUGGUACUAAAGAUCCUAACGGACUUUAAGGGACAGCUAACUGUGGCCAGACCCAGCCUGGGCACCCAGGACGGGCAGACCCCGUGCCCGCCUCCGGGUCCCUCCCCUCGUCCUCCAGCGUGAGCCAGAGUGGACACCGUGGAGAUCAGACCGGAAGCCGUCCCUUCGCGGGGCUCAGUGUGAAGAGGGUGAACUUCUGUCUCAGGGAGCCCCCCGCGGGGCGCCCCGCAGGGCUGCACCUGGCCCCGCCCGCUCGGCCGCCCUGGCCCCGCCCCCUGUGGGCGGGGCUCGCCAGCCGGAGCCCAGGCUGUCAUUCUGCAGACGGGCGGUCUUCU
Messenger RNA from Sciurus carolinensis (gray squirrel), 7849 nucleotides. RefSeq names its product plexin A1 (gene Plxna1). Bases 144 to 5903 code for a protein of 1919 amino acids. The record is from RefSeq and is a predicted model, not a curated record. The transcript has 32 exons. Gene Ontology annotation, biological process: regulation of cell migration; regulation of GTPase activity; regulation of cell shape. Gene Ontology annotation, cellular component: semaphorin receptor complex. Lineage: Eukaryota; Metazoa; Chordata; Mammalia; Rodentia; Sciuridae. Gene Ontology annotation, molecular function: protein binding; semaphorin receptor activity.